This is a messenger RNA of Racocetra persica, 353 nucleotides long. The record is from the annotation of a GenBank genome assembly. NCBI's taxonomy places the organism in Eukaryota, Fungi, Glomeromycota, Glomeromycetes, Diversisporales, Gigasporaceae.
AUGCCCCGAUCAAAUUCUGAACCUGUGGAAAUUGUGGAAAUUGGUGGAUAUAUUUGGAAAGAUGGCCAUUCGUUUUUUGGAAAUUUUCAAGGAAUUCAGUCUAAUGAAAGGGAUUGGAUUGAUGCCAAAAUUUUUGAUCCUGAUAGAUUUUUAAGAAAUAAUGAUAGUAUACGAUCAAAGAAUGCUGAUAUAGCCAAUAACAAGAGUGCAUUUGUGCCGUUUGGUGGGGGUGCUAAACUUUGGGCAGUGAUCGAAGUUAAAAUGUUUUUAGUAGCGCUCUUAACAAGGUAUGAUAUAGAAUUCGUAAACAAAAAUCAAGAAUUAGAAUUGUUUUGGAAGACUAGCAUUCAUUG